AUUGGGGACUUUUCUACUGGCAAAUUUCAUACUCCUAUUAGAUGCACUAUCAUAAAGUCAGACAUUGUAAAUGAGAUUUCCAAUCUGAGCCAAGGAGAUACUACCGGUAGCUAUCAUGGCUCAGAUGCUUUAUGUUCACCUGACCCUGAGGGCGGGUCCCUCUCUAUGGAUAUGUGCUUGCAUAAGGAAGAUGGGUCCCUGAGGCUGUGCACAGACUCUAUGCCAGAGACUGAUGACUCCCUGAUUUAUGAUCCUUCUGUUGGGAAACUGGAUGGAGAGAAGUCACGUCGUAAGCGUUCUCCAGGACGGUCAAGAGUAAAACAUGGCCGAAGUAGCAGCUUUCCUGGAAGAAGGCGACCUCGUGGAGGCAGUGGUGCUGGCAGCAGCCGAGGGCGAGGA
Messenger RNA from Staurois parvus, 399 nucleotides. The record is from the annotation of a GenBank genome assembly. Lineage: Eukaryota; Metazoa; Chordata; Amphibia; Anura; Ranidae.